AUGGUUAGCUCUGGGGGAUGUUUCUUGUCCCUCCUUUUCACGUUGGCGGCUGCCUCAGGCCCCAUCGCUGACGGAGAAUACGACUACAUCAUCGUGGGAGGAGGCACGUCCGGUCUUACAGUCGCCAACCGGCUUUCCGAGAACCCUAAUGUCAAUGUCAUUGUCAUUGAGGCCGGUGCUUCUGUCCUGAACAAUAGCAAUGUCACCGAUGUCGACGGAUACGGACUCGCGUUUGGCACAGCAAUUGACUGGCAAUACGAGUCGGUCAACCAGAUCUAUGGGGGUAAUUCUUCUCAAGUCCUGCGGGCUGGCAAAGCUUUGUCUGGCACCAGCGCUAUCAAUGGAAUGGCGUACACACGCGCGGAAGACGUCCAAAUCGAUGCUUGGCAAGCAGUUGGCAACAAUGGGUGGACCUGGGAGAGUUUGUUCCCGUACUACCUUAGCGCCGAGAACUUGACGAUCCCAACCGUGUCCGAAGUCGAGCUUGGGGCCACUUACAACCCGGCUUAUCAUAGUGAAACCGGCCUAUUGGAUGUAGCUUUCACUAAGAUGGUUAACGGCACACUCCUGAGCCUUUUGAAUGGAACAUUCCAGAGUUUGGGUGUGCCAUGGUCUGAAGAUGUUAAUGGAGGCAAAAUGAGAGGUCUCAGCGUCUGUCCUUCCACAGUUAAUUAUCAGGAAUAUGUUCGUGAAGAUGCUGCCCGUGCUUAUUAUUGGCCCUAUGCAUCUCGUGGAAAUCUUCAUGUCUUGCUCAACACCUUUGUGAAUCAUAUCGAGUUGGAUAGGACGGCGUCAAAUAACAAUGUCACGGCCAGCGGAGUGCAGGUCACUUACCAGAACGGCACCGUCGGUGUUAUCAAAGCCAAGAGAGAGGUCAUUCUCUCUGCUGGCUCCCUCAAGAGCCCAGGUAUUCUUGAACUCUCGGGUAUCGGAAACCGACGGGUUUUGGAGAAGUAUAAUGUCACCGUCCUCGUUGACCUCCCUAGUGUAGGAGAGAACCUCCAAGAUCAGAUGAAUACUGAUCUGUCUGGUGCGACUACACAUAAGGUUACUGGGCACACGGCUCUUGUUUACGCCAACGUGCAAGAUAUUUUUGGCAAUGAAACAGAGGCCAUUUCGACGCUUGUCCGCAAUAGCCUCAAAGAUUAUGCCAGCGACACCGCGAAAGCCAAUGGCGGGGUAAUGAGUGCGGAUGAUUUAGAAGAUCUUUUCCGGGUCCAAUACGACCUUAUAUUCAAGGACGAAGUUCCUAUCGCAGAAAUUUUAUAUUACCCGGGCAGUGGGAACAGCCUUAUGACGGAAUACUGGGGCUUACUUCCCUUUUCACGCGGCAGCGUCCAUAUCGCAUCGUCAAACCCUUUGAUCAAGCCAACCAUUAACCCAAACUACUUUAUGCUUGACUGGGACAAUAAGCUUCAGAUUGGGAUUGCGAAACUCAUUCGCCGAUCAUAUGAGACUUAUCCCCUGCGAAACCUAGUCAAGGCAGAGUCGAGCCCUGGACUCAAGACUAUCCCUCAAAAUGCCUCUGAUGCUGAAUGGAGGGAGUGGAUCGUCAGACAUUAUCGUUCCAAUUUCCACCCCGUCGGAACUGCGGCUAUGAUGCCUCGCGAGAAGGGCGGUGUUGUCUCCGAGCAUCUUAUUGUUUAUGGGACGACUAACGUCAGGGUGGUUGACGCUUCCGUUCUCCCUUUCCAGGUUGACGGUCACUUGGCGGGCAUCCAGAAAGACCUUUCCGACGGUCUGUCUCCCGACCUCUUUGCUCUUGACCAAUAUGCUCGAUAUGGCGUGAACUCUCGCAUCUCUGCCAUCGCCUACGAUCCCGUCCAGUCGCUAAUCGCAGUCGGCACGAGCGAUAGCCAGUUCGGCAGUGGGCGGAUAUACGUAUUCGGACAACGUCGGGUUUCGGUUGUCUUCGAUCUACCGCGCAAGGCUUCAGCCAAGUUUCUCCAGUUUUCUGCCGAUAAACUGCUCAGCGUCGAUUCAAAGAGCGAAGUAUGUAUCUUUUCGCUGGAGACGAAGCAAAGGCUGGCGUCGUAUGCCCCGCCAAGCCAUGUCUCUGCUGUUGCGGCCGACCCAAGUGUGGACUACGUGAUUCUGGGUCUUCAAAAUGGUGAAAUUAUUGCUUAUGAUAUGGAUCGAGAGGUUCUGGCGCCGCUCAGACUUCCCAACUUCUGGGCAGAACGGAACCCACGAGUACGCAUGGCACCAGUUGUUUCCCUAGCCUUUGCACCUCGAGAUAUAGGCAAACUAUUAAUCGGCUAUCCAGAGGGCGCUGUCAUCUACUCCUUCAAGCAGAAUAUUGCCCAAAAUUUCUUCGAAUACGUUGUUCCCGCUGGUGCUCCGGGUGGUGACUCAGAUCCAACUCUUUCUCGGGAGGCACGCAAGCCUCGAUUGACAAGAGUCUUGUGGCACCCAACCAAUGUAUUCAUUCUCACGGUCCACGAAGAUACGAGUUUGGUUUUCUGGGAUGCAAAGGAUGGACGUUUAGUGAUGGCCAGGACCAUUGACGAUGCCAAUGUCAACGAACUAGGAACUCGGCCUGAGAGCUCAGGCUCCGGACCCGGAACAUUCUCAGUUAAAGAUCCUCUCUUUCAGAUUGCAUGGUGUGCAAAGGAGAACCCAGAUAACACGGGGUUGUUGAUUGCUGGAGGACGCCCGUCAAGUGAUAGGAACAAAGGUUUGAUGUUCUUGGAUCUGGGACUAACUCCGAAUUAUCAAACAUCCUCAUGGCAAAUUCUCUCAAAACACUUUGAAACAUUUCGCAAUCGCCACAUCCUUGCUGUUCCGCCGGGGGCAGAGGUCGUCGAUUUCUGCCCAAUUCCUCGCGGAUCUCCGUACUUUGCUGGGGCUCAGGAUCCGAUUGCCGUCAUUGCUCUAUUGUCAUCUGGGGAGCUUGUCACUCUCAGUUUUCCUAAUGGCCAUCCUAUCUCCCCAAGUAAUAUGCUUCAUAUCUCAUUGUCUCUCGUACAUCCCUUUGUCACGAAAAUGAUUUGCGCUCCAGUGAGCCGGUCGAACUGGCUUGGCUUGAAAGAGAGGAGGGCGCUAGGCCCAAAAUUUCUUUUCGGUGGUGCUGAGAGUAAAAGGCCUAUGAAGCGUUUCGAAGACCGCAACAUCGCGAUCACAGCACAUGCGGACGGAGUCAUCCGAAUGUGGGAUGCAGGACACGACGAUGAAAUCGAAAACGGAGAUGUCAUUCAAAUAGACCUGGCUCGGGCCAUUGCUCGUAAUAUCAAUACACACAUCACCCAGUUAUCUUUUUCAGGUGCAUCUGGAGAGUUGUCAGCCGGUCUUCGCAGUGGUGAAGUCGUUAUAUUCCGCUGGGGACGAAACCAGAAUGCUGGAGGCGAAAAGGCUCCGGGUGCCAAUGCUGGCCCGGGAAAAAUGACAAAUAUAACACACCGAGCUGAUCCAAAUUUGAAUGAUGGCUUGUUGCCGUUGACCCUUUUGGAAAUGCAAAAAGGCCCUGUCACUGCCCUCAAGCACAGCGACGUUGGGUUCGUUUGUGCUGGCUUUGAAGAAGGUCACCUUGUUAUCAUUGACCUCCGUGGCCCUGCGGUCAUUUUCAGUGCCGACAUUCGCGACUUUGCCAAAACAAACAAACGGGCUAGCAUUCGCAAGAGUCGAACGGGCGAAACCUCCAGUGCAGAGUGGCCAACCAGCAUUCAGUUUGGCGUUUUGACAUUGGAGGACGAAGAUUACUCGAGUAUUUGCUGCUUCGUGGGAACAAACCGUGGAAACCUUGCUACCUUGAAGAUCCUACCGUCUAGCAAUGGAACCUAUUCGGCCGCUUUCGCAGGAAGCGUGGCGGUUGAAGAUUCUGUUCUUGCAAUUCACCCGAUAAACGCGGAUUCCGGUGAACCUGCAUUGGCAACACAGAACGUUGUAUCCGCACUUCGAAACGGCGCCAAAGUCAACGGAGUCUUGGUCGUGGUAACAUCAUCUGGCUGCAGGAUUUUCAAGCCGGCCACGAAUAAAGGAGCUUCGAAAACCUGGGACGAGUUUAUAUGUUACUCGGCAGGAGUUGUAAAAACCGAGGGCCACGGGUACAGUCUUGUUGGCGUUUUUGGUGAUGGCAAUGCCCGCGCGUACUCGAUUCCUGGUCUGAAAGAGAUUGGGUGCACUUCCAUCAACACUACUCUCGAUUUGCAGCGGCUCUCGGACGCUAUCAUAUCUUCGUCUGGUGAUGUUCUCGGAUGGGCAGGACCUUCCGAGAUUGCAGUUUUCAACGUUUGGGGUGCAGGAACUCCUUUACCGCAGUCCGAUGAUAAACUCUACAAUCCAGACGCUGUUAUUCCCCCACGACCAACCAUAUCAAACUUCCAAUGGAUUUCAGGAACCCAAUAUGUCACACCUGCCGACAUGGAUUUACUGAUCGGCGGCCCUGAUCGCCCACCAUCAAAGAGAAUGAUGGAACAAAUGAAACUCGAUGACGUUGAGCGCCGCAAAGCGCUUCGCGAAGGCCGCGUUCCUACACAAUCAGCUGCCGGUGGUAACACCAACAACGAAGGCUACUGGUCUUAUAUGCAACGCCAAGUCCAAGAACGAACAGAGCGUCUUGGAAUUGCGGGCGAUAGCAUGGAUCGACUAGAAGAGAAUAGCAGCAACUGGGCCAACGAUGUUAGCAAAUUUGUAUCGAAUCAGAAAAGAAAGGCUGUUUUUGGUGCUCUCGGCUCAAAGUUUGGAAUGUAA
This is a messenger RNA of Talaromyces rugulosus, 4689 nucleotides long. RefSeq lists its product as uncharacterized. Bases 1 to 4689 code for a protein of 1562 amino acids. NCBI's taxonomy places the organism in Eukaryota, Fungi, Ascomycota, Eurotiomycetes, Eurotiales, Trichocomaceae. Gene Ontology annotation, molecular function: flavin adenine dinucleotide binding; oxidoreductase activity, acting on CH-OH group of donors; protein binding. The transcript is spliced from 10 exons. The record is from RefSeq and is a predicted model, not a curated record.